Messenger RNA from Moesziomyces antarcticus, 987 nucleotides. RefSeq lists its product as uncharacterized. The coding region runs from base 1 to 987 and encodes 328 amino acids. The transcript has a single exon. The record is from RefSeq and is a predicted model, not a curated record. Lineage: Eukaryota; Fungi; Basidiomycota; Ustilaginomycetes; Ustilaginales; Ustilaginaceae.
AUGGUGCUCAAGCUGAACAGCCUCUAUCAGCGAGCCUCGAGCAAAAUCCUCACCCUGAUUUCUCAGUCGAAGAACGCAAGGAUUUCCAGAGAGCUCGAGCAUGCCGUGUUGCUCAGCCUUGUACGCUCGACCAGGCGGCUCGGCACGGAUGUCUCGGUCGAGACUCGCCUCGUCUGCAAGCAGUGGGAUCAAGACCUUCGAAGGGCUUACUGGAAAAAGCGCUGGCUCAACGUUCGCCCCAAGGUGGCUUCCUGGUCUAGGAUCGGCGAGCGUCUGCGUCUGCUCAUCGAACAGGCACCGUUGAUCCACAAAGUCAAGCUCGACAAUGUCCUCACGGAUAUCUUACCCACGUCGUCGGUGCGCGCAGUGCAGGCCUGUCCUGAGCUCGGCAAGCUCGCAGAAUGCCGCAUCAAGGAGAUCAAUGUGGGAAGAUUGGACAUGCUCAACGAGGUGAUUUUCAAGUGCAUGCUGUCGAGCCAACAGGCCCGCUUGCGUCACUUUGCCUUCCGUGCCAAGGACGCAGGGCUGUUUCUCGGCAGGCGCUCCAUCUUUGCCGAAUCGAACUUGCACAUGCCCAAGCUGCGCAAGAUUACGAUCGAUAUCAGCACCAGUCCGAACGACGGUCUCACUGACGACGUUCACGGUACCAUGGCGGGACUGCCCUCGUACUUGGCGGGCGAGCUCGCGGGCGGAGGUAGAGACGCGAAGAACAGAAAUCUGGAAGUCAGCAUCUUUUGCAUGCCCGAUAUUCCCGACCCUUCCAGACCGUUCAUCAGCACAGCUCACCUGUCGCUGGCAAGAAGCCUCGUCACUCUGAUCAAAACCAUCAUGCAAGACCGCCACAUCACGGUGCUUGUAUCCUUCGAAGGCCCCUUAGAAAGCCAGGCACGAUCCACCAUCCGUGACAUCUUGGCCUGGGCGGAAACCAACAACGUACGCCUCGUGAAUACGUCACCCCCCAGCAACGCCACCCAAAGGAUCGCUUAA